AUGUCCGCACCAGAAAAGAUAACACAGAUAUAUGCCCCCAACCCGAAUGCCACUGAGCCCGUCAACACCCAAGACAUCAUCUCCACGCUCAAGCUACAAAAACACGUCGAAGGCGGCUACUAUGCAGAAAUCGAUCGUAACCCACUUACCAUCCCCAAUCCCUUCCUGUCGCAGAAUGGCGGAGAUGAAGAAGAGGAUGUGAAGAAUACGGCUGAGAAACCCAUGUCGGGCGACAAUGCAAUCAGGAAUGCGAGUACAAGUAUAUACUACAUGUUGAGUGCAGUGAAUCCGCAGGGCCAUUUUCAUAGGAAUAAGGGGAGGACGAUACACACGCUGAUCUCCGGCCGAGGCCGCUACGUCCUCAUCCACGCCGAUGAACCCGGCGCGAAGAAACGCAUCGAAACCUUUGUCGUUGGAAACGACGUUACGAAGGGAGAGAAGAGUGUGUGGAUUGUUGAAGGGGGCAAGUACAAAGCGAGUUUUCUGCUUGAGGGGGCAGAGGGGGAGAGGCUGUUGAUUAGUGAGACGGUGAUACCAGGUUUUGAGUUCUCGGAUCAUGAUUUUUUGACGAUGGAGAGGUUUAAACAGCUUGUCACGGAGGAACAGGCGAAGGAGAUGGAGUGGUUAGUGAGGAAAGAUUGA
Alternaria atra is the source of this 642-nucleotide messenger RNA. RefSeq lists its product as uncharacterized. Gene Ontology annotation, cellular component: intracellular anatomical structure. The record is from RefSeq and is a predicted model, not a curated record. Lineage: Eukaryota; Fungi; Ascomycota; Dothideomycetes; Pleosporales; Pleosporaceae. Bases 1 to 642 code for a protein of 213 amino acids. The transcript is spliced from 3 exons.